AAACUGAUAAUGCAGUAGAGUGUUUCAUCGAACAGACUGCAGUUCAUCCAUACUCGAAAUCAUGUUACAAAGUUUGAUUUUCAUAACAGCGUGCAUUGCCGUUGCAGUUUCAGCCCCAACUUCCAAUAGCACAGCAUCAAUUUGGGAUGAAUACAAACUCCCCGAACCGGGUGUGUGUGGAGUAAGCUUUACUGACCGGAUCAGAGGUGGGGAAAAAACUGCACUCAAUGCCUUUCCCUGGGCCGCCGUCCUUGGGGUCAAGUACAAGAAUCGUGAACCUAACUUCAUGUGUGGUGGAUCCCUAAUAUCCGAUAGAUUCGUUUUGACUGCGGGACACUGCAUGCGACGUUUUCUGUCCGGCGAAAGAGUUCUUAUGGUGCGCCUCGGUGAGUGGGAUAUUGCAAGUGAGAACGAUUGUGUGGAAGACCAGUGUUCCGAUAGUCCGAGGGAUUAUGACGUAGACACUUUUUUGCAACAUGAAGAUUACACAUCGGGUCCGACUCACAAUGAUAUUGCUUUGGUAAAACUGGCAACCCGGGUCAAGUUCACCGAAUUCAUCAGUCCGGUUUGCCUGCCAUUGACUGCUAAACUGAAAAGUAAAACGGAAGCCGGAAGAACGUUUACAAUUGUAGGAUGGGGAACAACCGAGACGGGUGUAGAACAGCCAGGAUACUACGCCAGUCGGUUCAAACUAAAAGUCGACAUGCCCGGUCUGGACUGGAAUACGUGCUACAGAAGAAACCCAAGAUUGUGGAGUUCGGAACUGUGCGCUGGUAACGACACUGAGAAGCAGACUUGCGCUGGAGAUUCUGGAGGAGGAUUGACAAUAGCCGAGAGAGAUGGCUAUUGGUAUCAGUAUGGAAUAAUCAGCUACGGAUUCGGAUGCGGAACGGUAGAUUUCAAAGUAUUCGUUCGAGUUGUUAGCUUUUUGCCGUGGAUUAAGGAGAAUAUAAAUCGAUUGAGCGGAUCGGAUUGAAGAUCAAUUCACGUCCAUUGAUCAGUUUGAAAUAAUCGUGGAUUUCCAAUUAUAACAUUGAUUUUCAAUUUACGCCUUUAAUAAAAAAAAGUCGCUGUGUUUUUUUAUUUUAAUCAAAAGUUCGUGGCCGAAGACUUAGGUAUCAUAAGUAAAGGAAAAUAAUUUGAAUCUUAUUGAUAGUAGCUUAUUGAUAGAAAAGGACUUUCAAACAGGAAUACACAAAAACUUGA
Messenger RNA from Aedes aegypti (yellow fever mosquito), 1206 nucleotides. RefSeq names its product serine protease easter. The transcript has 4 exons. The record is from RefSeq and is a predicted model, not a curated record. Bases 62 to 976 code for a protein of 304 amino acids. Gene Ontology annotation, molecular function: serine-type endopeptidase activity. Gene Ontology annotation, biological process: proteolysis. NCBI's taxonomy places the organism in Eukaryota, Metazoa, Arthropoda, Insecta, Diptera, Culicidae.